GAACUAUUUGUAAUGGUUGGCGCCUGAAAGCGGGAGUUCUUUCUAAAGAGAGUAGGCAGAUGUGUUUUGGGUGCUUUUAACUGGCCAUUUUUAUUGGUUUUUCUUUUUUUAAAGAAAAACGUCUCCUUUUCCCCAUUUGUGGCACUGCGGAGCCGAAAGAAAACUUUAAGAAAAUGGAAAUGAAAAAGAGAAUCAACUUGGAGCUGAGAAACAGGAAGCCCUCAGAGGUGAAGGAGCUGGUGUUGGAUAACUGCCGCUCGGACGAUGGGAAGAUCACCGGCCUCACUACUGACUUUGAAAACCUGGAGUUCCUCAGCAUGAUCAACGUGAACCUGCUGUCUGUAUCCAAUCUGCCCAAACUAAACAAGCUGAGAAAGCUGGAGCUGAGUGAUAACAGGAUAUCCGGGGGCCUGGAGGCUCUGGCUGAGAAGUGUCCCAGCCUGACGCAUCUCAACCUGAGUGGCAACAAAAUCAAGGACCUCAGCACCCUCGACCCACUGAAGAAGCUGCCCAACCUGAACAGCGUUGACCUGUUUAACUGUGAGGUGACGAUGCUGAUGGAUUACCGGGACAGCGUGCUGGAGCUGCUCCCUCAGCUCACCUACCUGGACGGCUUCGACGCAGACGACCAGGAGGCUCCGGACUCCGACCCAGAGGGGCUGGACGAUGACCUGGACGACGAAGAUGAGGAUGACGGAGAGGAGGAUGAGGAUGGAGUUGUGGACGAGGGGCUAGAUGAUGAUGAUGAUGAUGAGGAUGAUGACGAGGGGGCUGAGGAAGAGGUAAGAGACGACGACGAUGAUGAUGAUGACGAUAGCGAGGAUGAGGAAGUGGAUGAUGCUGCUCCUGGACAGAAGAGGAAGAGGGAUGUAGAAGAUGAUGGCGAGGAGGAGGAUGAUGAUGAGGAUGAUGAAUAAGCUUCUCUAGAAGAAAGCUGAAGAGUUGUACAGGCACUGACCUCCUGGACCGUUUUUAACCAACUAUCUACAAGGCUGACUGUAACUGGGAGGUGGGGGCAAGGGUGACUGGUUCUCAGGCAACGCUUCUGGGGUGGGAUUGUGAGGGCUGACCAGGAACUGGCUAAUCCUCUGUUGUAAUACCCUGAUGGGUGCUGGUUCAGCAUUAGUCAUUCAAAACCCUGGUCACAUUAAAUUAAUAGGAGGGGAGGGGAUAGUGCGCUUUUAGCAGGCAUCUCUGAAAAAUCAAUCCAUUCAAACUGAGCCAGGUUUUAGCGACCUGUGCAUACUUUUCUGUUUUAAAGUUGCAUAUGUUGUGCAUUGAACAAAAAGCUGCAUUUUUUUUUCUUGGUUUCAGUCUAUUUUCCAAACUUGUUCUAAACUGGUUUUGUAAAUGUGUGUACAUACUUUUGAAAGCAAUUUUCAUUUGUGGCAGUUUGAGUUCAGUGCUGUAAUUUUGCUGCCCCCCCUCAGUUUUGUAAAGAGGAAUGCAUUGUUUUUAACUGACUUGUAAAGGUUUGUAAAACAUAUUAAAAUGGCUGCACCUUUUUUAGUUUGCUGUUUUAAA
Molecule: messenger RNA, 1524 nt
Organism: Polyodon spathula (Mississippi paddlefish)
Lineage: Eukaryota; Metazoa; Chordata; Actinopteri; Acipenseriformes; Polyodontidae
Product: acidic leucine-rich nuclear phosphoprotein 32 family member B-like
Exons: 7
Coding region: 174-917 (247 amino acids)
Biological process (GO): regulation of apoptotic process
Cellular component (GO): nucleus
Molecular function (GO): histone binding
Source: RefSeq, a predicted model, not a curated record